UCAAGUGACGCGGAGCAGCUGGCCCGCGCGCCGACUGCGGAGCGGAGAGGCCGGAGGAUGGGCUUGUGGGGGGUGUUUCGCAUUCUCUCUCUACUGCUGGUGCCGCUGCUGCCGGGUACCGCGUGCGGCCUGCGCAAUGCUUCCCAGAGGACAUUCAAGAUUGACUACCAUCACAACCGCUUCCUGAAGGAUGGCCAGCCCUUCCGCUACAUCUCGGGAAGCAUUCACUACUCCCGCGUGCCCCGCUUCUACUGGAAGGACCGGCUGCUGAAGAUGAAGAUGGCUGGGCUGAACGCCAUCCAAACGUAUGUGCCCUGGAACUUUCACGAGCCACAGCCAGGACAGUACAAGUUUUCCGGGGAACAGGAUGUGGAAUAUUUUAUUAAGCUGGCCCAUGAGCUGGGACUGCUGGUCAUCCUGAGGCCUGGACCCUACAUCUGUGCAGAGUGGGAUAUGGGAGGAUUACCUGCUUGGCUCUUAUUAAAAGAAUCUAUUAUUCUCCGUUCUUCAGACCCAGACUACCUUGCAGCCGUGGACAAGUGGCUGGGAGUCCUCCUACCCAGGAUGAAGCCUCUCCUCUAUCAGAAUGGAGGGCCAAUCAUAACGGUGCAGGUUGAAAACGAAUACGGCAGCUACUUCACCUGUGAUUACGACUACCUGCGCUUCCUGCAGAAGCUCUUCCACUACCACCUGGGCAAGGACGUGCUCCUGUUCACCACGGAUGGGGCACUUGAGCCGUUCCUGCAGUGCGGGGCCCUGCAGGGACUCUAUGCCACAGUGGACUUCGGACCAGGUGCCAACAUCACUGCUGCUUUCGAAGUCCAGAGAAAGAGUGAGCCCAAAGGACCAUUGGUGAAUUCUGAAUUCUAUACCGGCUGGUUAGACCACUGGGGCCAACCUCACUCAACAGUGAAGACUGAAGUGGUGGCUUCCUCCCUCCAUGAUAUACUUGCCCAUGGGGCGAAUGUGAACCUGUACAUGUUUAUAGGUGGGACCAAUUUUGCCUAUUGGAAUGGAGCCAACAUGCCCUACAAAGCACAGCCCACCAGCUACGACUAUGAUGCCCCACUGAGCGAGGCAGGGGACCUCACUGAGAAGUAUUUUGCUCUGCGAGACGUCAUUCGUAAGUUUGAAAAAGUACCAGAAGGUGUUAUCCCUCCAUCUACACCCAAGUUUGCAUAUGGAAAAGUUGCUCUGAAGAAGUUAAAGACGGUGGAGGACGCGCUGACCAUUCUGUGUCCGCCCGGGCCCGUAAAAAGCCUUUAUCCCCUGACGUUCAUCCAGGUGAAACAGUAUUUUGGGUUUGUGCUGUACCGAACGACACUUCCUCAAGACUGCAGUGACCCCACUCCCCUGUCGUCGCCCCUCAGCGGAGUCCAUGACCGGGCCUAUGUUGCCGUGGAUGGGGUGCCACAGGGAGUCCUGGAGCGAAGUUCUGUGACCUCUCUGAACAUCACCGGGAAAGCUGGAGCGACUCUGGACCUUCUGGUGGAAAACAUGGGGCGUGUGAACUAUGGCAGAUAUAUCAAUGAUUUUAAGGGUCUUGUUUCUAACCUGACCCUCGGUGCCAAAAUCCUCACGGACUGGAUGAUCUUCCCACUAGACACCGAGAAUGCGGUGCACAGACCCCUGCAAGACUGGAAUGGCUAUAACAAGCGCCACCAUAAGAAAGCCUUGGCCCACACCUCAUCUAACUACAGUCUGCCGGCCUUUUAUAUGGGGAACUUUUCCAUUCCCAGUGGAAUCCCAGACUUGCCCCAGGACACCUUUAUCCAGUUUCCUGGAUGGACCAAGGGUCAGGUGUGGAUUAAUGGCUUUAACCUCGGGCGAUACUGGCCUGCGCGGGGACCCCAGGUGACUCUGUUUGUGCCACGGCACAUCCUGGUAACAUCGGCCCCCAACACCAUCGUGGUGCUGGAACUAGAGCGCGCACCCUGCGGUGACAAUGGCCCAAAGCUGUGCACCGUGGAGUUUGUGGACAGGCCGGUUAUCAGUGCCACCUCGACCUCCGGUCCUCACCCUUCAGGCCUGCCUGACUAACCCUCGGGACUGGACUACAUCUGAAGGCUAAGCACUGUGACCCUUUGGAGUUUGGGCUUGCACAUACCUCACCUAUUUUCCCAUGCAACGCCAGCACUCACUGGAAAGUGCGAUUAGAAAGUAGGGUCAGCAUGUGCAUUUUCUCCAGAGGUUUCCAGGCAGCCCCGUGGUGCCCAAGCCUCCACCGGAGUUGGGGGGUGCACCACGAAUGCAGGAGGAGCUGGGCGGCACAGGAAGGCGUGAUGCGUCUGCCCAGUCGGAAUGAAAGCUUUAAAGAUGUUCCUGAUUUUUAUCUUGAAGGAAUCAUGUUGUCUUUUUAUGAAAUAAAAUUUGUAUUCAAAUGCUG
This is a messenger RNA of Mustela lutreola (European mink), 2386 nucleotides long. It is a transcript of the gene GLB1, whose product is annotated as galactosidase beta 1. Gene Ontology annotation, cellular component: vacuole. The coding region runs from base 58 to 2040 and encodes 660 amino acids. NCBI's taxonomy places the organism in Eukaryota, Metazoa, Chordata, Mammalia, Carnivora, Mustelidae. The transcript is spliced from 16 exons. Gene Ontology annotation, biological process: carbohydrate metabolic process. Gene Ontology annotation, molecular function: beta-galactosidase activity. The record is from RefSeq and is a predicted model, not a curated record.